This is a messenger RNA of Cephus cinctus (wheat stem sawfly), 2230 nucleotides long. RefSeq names its product general transcription factor IIH subunit 4 (gene mrn). Lineage: Eukaryota; Metazoa; Arthropoda; Insecta; Hymenoptera; Cephidae. Gene Ontology annotation, molecular function: double-stranded DNA binding; ATPase activator activity. Gene Ontology annotation, biological process: nucleotide-excision repair. The transcript is spliced from 6 exons. The record is from RefSeq and is a predicted model, not a curated record. The coding region runs from base 583 to 1986 and encodes 467 amino acids. Gene Ontology annotation, cellular component: transcription factor TFIIH core complex; transcription factor TFIIH holo complex.
GGAAUCGUUGUUAGGUCCUUACGAUUUGCUCUCUCUUUCUAUUCCCGAUUACACUUUUUGCAACUACAGUGAGCAGUUCAGUACUAUAUGUCGAUGGUGGAAACAUAUGCAUACACUCAACGGUAUAUGUGUACGCUCCUGCCUGUACGGUAUCUAUGGAGACGAGACGCCAAGCCUAGGAACCUUAUUGGCUAAAACGCUUAGAAAAAGAUAAAUCCCACUAUAAGAAUGCUGUCUCUCGGCUCGCGCUUUUACCACUGUGUGCGUCGUCUAUGGGUAUAGUUUAGUGAUCACACGGAGAAGUGAUUCCCUUUUUUUCAAUUAUUUACAGUCGAUUCUAAUUCAAUAAAAAAGGAAAACGAUUUAUAAUUAUUGUUUACUUUGUCUUCUUCAGGGGAAAUAAACUAAUAUAAAAAAUAAUGAAAAAGGAAUAUUUUAGGUUAAUACCAACAGGCAUCUAUUUAAUCAAUAACAGAAUUUGGUGAAUAUUUCAAGAUGGAAACAAAAAAGACCUUAUGAAGCUAAUUAUUUUAAAUAUUAAAUAAUAAAUAUCAUAACAUUCUAAUAAAAAAAAAAGAUAAGAUGUCCAAUACGAUAAGUGGGAAAAAUUUGUUGAGACCUACAGGAUUACGGUGUAAAAAUCUCCAUGAAUAUCUCAAAUCAAGACCACCAGAUAUUUUGAAUAAACUCUACCAUAAUCCUCCAAUAUGUCUGGCAGUGUUUCGUGAACUUUCUGAAAUAGCUCGCCACUAUGUUAUGAGAUUACUUUUCGUGGAACAGCCUGUUCCACAGGCAGUCAUAGCUUCAUGGUGUUCGAAACUUCAUUCUGAAGAGCAUCAGAGAGUUGUACAAGUUCUUAAUGAAUUGAAUGUAUGGAAUGAAGCCUCAAUUCCUGGGGGCCUACCUGGAUGGAUAUUAAAUUCAACCUUUAAAAAGAAUCUUAAGAUUGUACUGUUAGGAGGUGGUAAACCAUGGACUAUGUCUAAUCAAUUGGAAACUGAUAGCAAACCUAGAGAUGUUGCUUUUCUUGAUUCGUAUGCUUUAGAGCGCUGGGAGUGUGUCUUACAUUAUAUGGUGGGCUCGCAGCAACAAGAAGGAAUAUCUGCUGAUGCAGUUAGAAUUUUGCUCCAUGCUGGACUAAUGAAACUUGAUGAAGAAGAUGGCAGUCCUGUGAUUACACAAGCUGGUUUUCAAUUUCUUUUACUCGAUACUGCCUCUCAAGUGUGGUACUUUAUUUUACAAUAUUUGGAUACUAUCGAGGCCAGAGGCUUAGACCUUGUCGAGUGCUUAACUUUCUUGUUCCAAUUGAACUUUUCUACACUUGGCAAGGAUUACAGUACUGAAGGCAUGUCGGAAGGACUUCUAACUUUUCUGCAACACCUACGUGAAUUUGGUUUAGUUUAUCAGCGUAAACGGAAAGCAGGAAGGUUCUACCCCACCAGAUUAGCCUUAAAUAUUGCCACAGGACAAAAUAAACCACUCUCCAGUGAUCUGGAAAAGGAAGGCUACAUUGUUGUUGAAACAAACUACAGGGUGUAUGCAUACACCAAUUCGAAUUUACAGGUUGCGCUCCUUGGUUUAUUCUGUGAAAUGUUAUAUAGAUUUCCAAAUCUGGUGGUAUCAAUCCUCACAAGAGAUUCUGUCAGACAGGCUCUAAAAAGUGGGAUCACAGCAGCCCAAAUUGUAGGUUAUUUGCGACAACAUGCUCAUAGUAAAAUGAUUGAGGCUGGACCGCCUACUCUUCCGCCCACAAUAGCUGAUCAAAUUAAAUUGUGGGAAAAUGAAAGAAAUCGAUUUUUGUUCAGUGAGGGUGUACUUUAUAGUCAAUUCCUUUCUCAAACCGAUUUUGAAGUACUUCGAGAUUAUGCUCUAAAUACGGGAGUACUUAUUUGGCAAAGUGAAAGAAAAAGGACAGUGGUCGUUACGAAGGCAGGACAUGAUGAUGUAAAAAGAUUUUGGAAAAGAUACACUAAGGGUUCCAAUUGAUAGUUCCUAAUCACGUUUUUUACUAUUGUAAAUAUUACUCAAUGAAUAAAUUUCUACCGUUGUCAAUAUCAUCCAAAGAAAAUCUAUAUUAAUAUUGUUAUUUGCUUUAAAGUUAUGAAUACUGACCUGUUUUUGUUUUUAUUAUUAUUUUUCCGUCAGACUAUUUGCCACAUGUAGGAAGCUUUCUCAGGUUAAUCACACUAAUUGUAUGAAUAAAAUAUUGAACUACUUAAGUUUCUGAGAA